Molecule: messenger RNA, 1602 nt
Organism: Dibothriocephalus latus
Lineage: Eukaryota; Metazoa; Platyhelminthes; Cestoda; Diphyllobothriidea; Diphyllobothriidae
Source: the annotation of a GenBank genome assembly
AUGUCUAACGUAUUUGGACUGGACAUCGACGACUUGAAGUCUGUAUUUGAUACAGAAGGAAAAAGCGAGAUAGCAAUUGAACCCAGUAAGCCAAAGGAUGCCAAAGAUGAUGACACUGAAUUUGAGGAAAAGAAGCGCAAAGCUGAAGCAGACUUAAAAGAUCAUAUUAAGGAUUCAAAUGAUGACGGAGGCUCCGGUGCAGUGAAGCGAUCGAGGCUCUCGUUCGACAUGAAGACCGUACUUUCCAAAUCACCACGUAUUAAAAUAUACAGAAUCCCCUCACCUCCUUCGUGUUCGCACGAAGUUGCCUACCCACCAGACGUGCCUUAUGUGAAACUGACUGAAUCAGACGGGCCGAAGGUCCGCUCUUUUUCUUUCACGCUGGACGCCUUCCAACAGCAAGCUAUAACAUGCAUCGACAAUAAUCAGUCCGUCAUGGUCUCCGCCCAUACAUCAGCAGGAAAGACGGUUGUGGCAGAUCCUCCCGGCCUCGAUGUCCAACUUUGUUUCUCAUGCAUUGUUUUUCCCCAACUAAAUAUGCGCAUUCGUUUUGGCGUUUUAAGGUACGCCAUUGCCAUGGCUCUUCGAGGAAAGCAGCGCGUAAUUUACACAACACCCAUCAAGGCUCUCAGCAACCAAAAGUAUCGCGAAUUUUCGGAGGAGUUUCCGGAAGUUGGCUUACUUACUGGCGACGCAACAAUAAAUAUGAACGCCAGCGUUCUGAUAAUGACCACCGAGAUCCUCCAGUCCAUGCUUUACCGUGGUGCCUCUAUCAUGCGUGAGGUCGGGUGGGUUGUCUUCGAUGAGAUCCAUUACAUGCGGGACCCGGAGCGUGGCGUCGUUUGGGAGGAGACUCUGGUCCUCUUGCCGGACAGCGUACGCUAUGUGUUCCUCAGUGCUACCACUCCCAACGCUCGGCAGUUUGCCGAGUGGAUCGCCUACCUCCAUCAUCAACCCUGUCAUGUCGUUCGCUCCGAGGCCAGACCAGUACCCCUCCGACACUAUAUUUAUCCUCUGGGAAGUGACGGACUGUACCUGGUUUUGGAUGAGGGCAAGUAUAUGGAAGAAAACUUUGAACGCGCCAUGCGUUCCUUUUCAAAGGGCGAAUCCAGUGGUCCUCCAAACCGGACUAGCUCACAGCCGGGUCCGGCCAGUAAACGCACGGAAAACAACGUGGUGAAAAUGGUUCGUCUGGUGAAGCAGCGCAACCUCGAGCCCAUCAUAGUCUUUAGUUUCAGCAAAAAGGAGUGUGAAAUCUACGCCCUUCAAAUGACGGAAUGCGACUUUAAUACACCUGCAGAAAAGAAGGUUGUGGAGGAGGUCUUCAAAAAUGCCAUAAGCGGUCUUUCUCCGGAGGAUCGGUCGCUGCCGCAGGUCGAGAGCGUCCUGCCUCUGCUAGUCAAGGGCAUCGGCAUCCACCAUGGUGGGUUGCUUCCUAUCCUGAAAGAGACCAUUGAAAUUCUCUUCGGUGAAGGCCUUAUCAAGUGCCUCUUCGCAACAGAAACCUUUGCCAUGGGUCUCAACAUGCCUGCUCGCACGGUGAUGUUCACUUCUGUGCGGAAAUUCGACGGUGUCACAUACCGAUGGGUGAGCAGUGAUUGA